AUGGACGGCACCGGCCAGGCUGCGAACGGCCACACCACCACCUACAUCUUCGACAUCAAGGACCUAUCUGCCCCCAAACACACCGGAACCUACCAGUCGCCCGUCCGCUCGAUCGACCACAACCAGUACGUCGUCGACGGUCUCACCUACCAGUCCAACUAUGGCAGCGGUCUCCGCAUCGUCGAUGUCAGCUCUGUCGCCAAGGACCCCACCGGUGCAAGCUUCGAGGAAGUCGGCUUCUUCGACGUCCAUCCCGAGGACGACGAGGUCGGCGGCGAGGUCGAGUUUGUCGGCAGCUGGAGCGUCUACCCUUACUUCCCCAGCGGAUACAUCUUGCUGAACAGCAUUGAGCGGGGCAUCUACUCGCUCAAGUACACUGGCCCCGGUGCCAAGCACUAA
Molecule: messenger RNA, 399 nt
Organism: Aspergillus calidoustus
Lineage: Eukaryota; Fungi; Ascomycota; Eurotiomycetes; Eurotiales; Aspergillaceae
Source: the annotation of a GenBank genome assembly